Messenger RNA from Radiomyces spectabilis, 1099 nucleotides. RefSeq lists its product as uncharacterized. NCBI's taxonomy places the organism in Eukaryota, Fungi, Mucoromycota, Mucoromycetes, Mucorales, Radiomycetaceae. The coding region runs from base 138 to 971 and encodes 277 amino acids. The record is from RefSeq and is a predicted model, not a curated record. The transcript is spliced from 3 exons.
UGAAUUCCAGCUUAGCCAAGAACCCAUUUUUUUAUUGCUUCUUUUCUGUCAUUCGUUUCUUCUUGUUCUUCUGCCUGACCCGAUUUUGAAAUUAUUUAUCCAGAAUAUUUUUUAAUUUAUUCGCUUCCUUGUUAUCCAUGGUAUCGGAACUAUGGAAGUCACUUGCCAUCAAAUCCAAAUCAUAUCACACACGAUCGCCCAUACAUGCUACACCUGAACAUGCCGCCGUAUUUAGUCACUCGUCGGAGACAUGGCGACAUGUAGAUCCACUCGAUGCAUCCAAAUCACCGAGUCGAUCAACAAAUUCAUCGCUUCAUCAGCUCCGUCAAAAAAGGGAUAAAGAGACGUCUCGCCAUUUGAAAGAUGGCAAGUCAAAGUCGAAGCGAUCGUCGCUUUUAUCCACGUUGAAAAAAGUGCUGAGUAAGCCACCACCCAAUCCACCAAAAACUACGACCGACGAUCCUUUCUGCCCACGCACUGCAGUGGGAGUGACACCGUCUAGUGGAAAUCAAGAAAUCAACAAGAAAGAAUGCUGUUCAACCCAUUCAAACAAAUUGUCAUUAAACAAGGAAAGCAUUCCUCCUGUGAACCCGGAAUUUCUCAGCAGGAAACGACGCGCUCAUUGGCCCGAGUCAUAUGAUCCCAUCGUGUUCACCAAGACGACAACAGCAACAAACACUUCUGCCGCACGACCGCACGUCCCAGGCAAAUCAUUACUGUCUGCGCAAUUGCAGCAGCAAAACGAGCAAACCGUGAUGAAAACAAAAGCUAAAUUGGAAGCUGCCGCUGCGAGACGGAAAAUGAUAAAGUACUAUCAUAUGCGCGAACAAGCAGAUGCGACAUGGUUGGAAACCCUGCAGAUGAAAAGCGGUCACUAUGGAGACGCAUGGCAUCUAGAGAAAAGCGCGUCAUUGGUGGGUUUGCGACAUCCUCACACUGACCCUCUCAACGCUGAUGUUUUGAUUUGGUGACAAAAAAAAAAGUGACACAGAAACCUUCUUUUUAUGCAGAUCUAUUAAAAAUAGAGAAAAAAAUUCUAUUUUGUCCGAAUUAUUUCCAUGUAUUACCACAACAAAUCACUUCAUCAAUUAUCAAGAUA